This is a messenger RNA of Solanum pennellii, 1074 nucleotides long. RefSeq lists its product as uncharacterized. The record is from RefSeq and is a predicted model, not a curated record. Lineage: Eukaryota; Viridiplantae; Streptophyta; Magnoliopsida; Solanales; Solanaceae.
UAGUUAUUGUUCAAUACAAGAAAUGAACCCUUCCAUACGAAGUAAACUUACACGCUUUGUGCUAAAUUUGGUUUAACUAUUGACUUGUUAAAAAUCUUCCUUGCCGUCUCUGCUACCCCAAAAGCACCGUAUCCUUUCGGUAACUGUAAAAAAAUUCAGUCUUUUUUCUUCCUAAAUCUUGAAAUACAUGAGUUUUCACUGAAUGGGUUGAUCUGGAUUGUGUAAUUUUGUGUUGAUUUAAGUUAAAGAUUGGAUUUUUUUUUUCAGUUUCUUGAUUUAACCCCCAAAUGGUCUGUUGUGGAAGUUCUCUACUGCCAGUUGACCAAGAAAUAACAGUGGCAUCCCAUCAAUUGGGGAAAAUCAAUCAAAUCCAAAAGAAAAAGAACAUGCCUAAUCAUUCUGGUUGUCAGCAAUCUCGUUAUGCUUUGAUUGAUGUAAUGAUUUUGAUUGCAGUGAUUGGUGCUUGUGGGGUUUUGCUGUAUCCUUCUGUUAAUCUUUUGGUGAAUAAAAUUGUUGAAUUUUUCAGAUUGAUCAGUUCUGAAUUGAAAGAAGAGAUUUUUGAAGCUCCAGGUUUAUACAUCUGUUUAGGACUUAGUAUUUUAUUUGCUGGAAUAGCUCUUUGUGCAGUUGCUGUAUGUACUGGCAGGAGAUGUGGGAAACCAGGUUGUCGUGGGCUUAAGAAAGCUGCUGAAUUUGAUAUUCAAUUAGAGACACAAGAUUGUGUUAAGAACUCAAAUCUUGUAGCAGCAAAAGAUGGAGUUAAUAAGAAGGGAUUAUUCGAGUUACCUCGCGAUCAUCAUAAAGAAUUGGAAGCUGAGCUUAAAAGGAUGGCACCUCCUAAUGGAAGAGCUGUACUGAUAUUUCGAGGGAGAUGUGGAUGCUCUGUAGGUACAAUGGAAGUGCCUGGACCCAAAAAGACUCGAAAGGUUAAGAAAUAGGAGUAAUGUUGUUUAUCUGUAAAACAUAUUUUAUACUGAAGCAGGCCUAAUGAUCAUAUAUUAUAAGAAGAUACUGUUUCCUACAAUAAGCUUAUUAAAAGAAAUCUAAUGAAUUUAUAUUUGUAUAUUGGAAUCA